This is a messenger RNA of Procambarus clarkii (red swamp crayfish), 6797 nucleotides long. The record is from RefSeq and is a predicted model, not a curated record. Lineage: Eukaryota; Metazoa; Arthropoda; Malacostraca; Decapoda; Cambaridae.
CUGGGUCAGCCGCCAGUGCGGUGUUCACCUCACACUGGGUCACACCGUCUUGUCGGGGAGUGCGGGGACGGUCAUCGUGCUGGUGCUCGGGGACAAUCUGUUUUACACAUCUCUCGUGUUAUAAUUCGUGCUGGAAAGUUAGCGUCGGAGUGGUAGACUGUGGAGGAGAUAUACGAGGCAUCGCUCGGGAGAACUGUUGCCAGCGGGGGCUCAGGAGGUCGUGGUUACUGAGAGGGAUCCUGUCUUCACCAGUCUCUCCAACCACUAACAACAGUCUCUGAGGGAACACCAUGGCUGCAUCGUUGCGGGUGGGCGGAUGUGCUGGUGGAGUGGCGGCGGCGGGGCGUCUGACAGUGGCGGCGGCUGCAUGAGGGGCGGCGGCCAGCGGGUGUUGGACACGACGUGUGACGGGGGCCGCCAGUCCCCCGCCAUUCCUUACUCCGCCCACACCAACCAGCCGUAUUCCUGCGUGGUUGUGCCGCACUCACUCACGGCGCCGGCCACCGCCGCCGCUGCCGCAGCCGCCUACGCCUCCCCCCUCUCCCCCCCAGCCUUCCCCAGAGGGGUGCCGCCACCCCCCAUCGGCACGCCUUUAGGCACGCCACCUUCACCUUGUUACGGCAGCUGCAGCUGCGGCGCCUCGACCGCGUCGUCUCCGGGGGCGUGCCGCGUGCACGAACGGGUGUUCACGUGCCCGCCGCCGCCUCCACCCGUGACGUGCGGGGCCACGGAGCGUGAGAGCGUGCUGGGGGCACUCUCUGGGGGUGAUGGGGAUCUAGCCGUGCCCAUUAACGAUGACCAGGAGGUAUGGCACCCUAGGGACGAUACAUCGGAAGAGAUUAAAGAAGAAAGUGUUAAGGAAUUAUUGCUAAGCUGUAGCUUGAAGAGGCAGCGUGACAGUAUGAGUGAGUGUAGUGUAGGGUGCGACCGGUGGAGGGAGCAGGGCCACCACCGCCACGAUGGCCCACCGUGGCCCACCUUGAGUAACGCGCCUUUUGGCAGCUUGCAGAAGCAAGUCUCGAUCAUGAGUCUGAACCUGAGCGCCAAGAUCGAUGAGAUCCAGUGUCAUCAACACGCCGACACCAGCGCUGCUCUCCACGCUAUCAGAUCGCAGCUACAGGAGCUGACUAAGAGCGUUGAGAGCUGCCAGAGCGAGGUGGUGGAGGUGAAGAGAGAUAUGGUAGCUAUCAAGCAUGAGAUAGACACCCUCCAGGCGGCCAAGGAGGAGAUAGAGGAGCUCCGAGAUGCUGUCGACCGUCUGGAGGAGCAGACUAGGCGAAGGAAGAUUCGCUUGCUUGAGCAGGGUCUAACCUGCUUCCUGUGCUAUGCCAUCUUUGCGGCAGUGCUCGGCAUGUUCCAGUUUGGCUACAAUACUGGCGUCAUCAAUGCUCCUCAGUCUGUUAUUGAGAAUUUUAUCGGUGACUGCUGGAAGGAGCGCUACAAUAAAAAUAUAGAAGGCAGCAAGCAAGACUUACUAUGGUCCAUUGCUGUGUCUAUAUUUGCCAUUGGCGGAAUGAUUGGUGGUUUCUGUGGCGGUUCCGUAGGAAAUAAAUUUGGGAGAAAGAAGGGGUUACUCUUGAACAACCUUCUUGGAGUCGGUGGCGCCUGCCUCAUGGCCUUCUCACAGAUGUCCUACUCCUAUGAAAUGCUCAUCCUAGGUAGAUUGGUCAUUGGCAUUAACUGUGGUCUGAACACAUCUUUAGUGCCUAUGUACAUCAGUGAGAUAGCCCCGCUCAACCUUCGAGGUGGUCUGGGUACUGUUAACCAGCUAGCAGUCACUGUUGGCCUGCUCCUAUCCCAGAUUCUCGGCAUUGAACAACUUCUUGGGAACAGCAAUGCAUGGCCAAUCCUCCUGGGGCUUGCAAUUGUCCCAGCUAUAAUGCAAAUGGUGCUGUUGCCAGUAUGUCCCGAGUCCCCUCGCUACCUGCUCAUGUCCCGCCAGAUGGAGGAUGAAGCACGCAGAGCCCUACGAAGACUACGGGCAUCAACCCACGUAGAGGAGGACAUAGAAGAGAUGAGGGCUGAAGAAGCAGCCAGCCAAUCAGAGGCUCACAUGACUAUGUUUCAGCUGGUGCGGUCGUCAACAUUACGCAUGCCUCUAACUAUCGGUGUUGUUAUGCAACUCUCUCAACAACUGUCUGGCAUUAAUGCGUUGGUGCUGUACUACUCUACAUCACUGUUCACUGCUGCGGGUCUGGAGGAGUGGCAGUCAAAAUAUGCAACCCUAGGUGUGGGGUCAGUUAUGGUCAUCAUGACCUUGGUAUCGAUUCCACUCAUGGACCGUGCUGGCCGACGAACACUUCACCUCUAUGGUCUUGGAGGAAUGUUUAUCUUCUCAAUCUUCAUCACCAUUAGUCUCCUUAUCAAGGAAAUGAUGUCAUGGAUGACCUUCAUCUCUGUGAUAAGCACUCUUUGCUUCGUCAUCUUCUUCUCUGUUGGUCCCGGCAGUAUUCCUUGGAUGAUUACGGCUGAGCUCUUCUCCCAGGGCCCUCGGCCAGCUGCCAUGUCCAUUGCUGUUUUAGUGAACUGGCUCUCUAACUUUAUUGUUGGCAUUGGUUUUCCUAAAAUGCAGGAAGCAUUUGAGAACUACACAUUUUUGCCAUUUAGUGUAUUAUUAGCGUGCUUCUGGGUCUUCACCUACUACAAAGUUCCAGAGACAAAGAACAAGACCUUCGAGGAAAUAUCGGCAAUCUUCCAAAGAGGCGUUGAUAGGCCGCACAGAGAAUACCUGGAUGACCCCAGACUGUACGGGAGUACUUUGAAUUGUGUUAACACCUUGGGGUCGAAGCCCAUGGAGACCGAGCAUGCGGCACUCAUCCGCGAGCUCUCGGGCCGGGCGCAACAACAGUCCUUAAAAAAGAACGGUCUUGCACCCUCAGCACGCUCUGACAGAAGCGAUGGACCCGGCGGCCUGGGGCGACGGGGGAGUGAUGGCAGCAAUUCCUGCGGAGGUAGUAGUAGGGCAGAAAGUGGGGUGAGUAGUUCCCGUGCCUCUAGCCAAGCCUCUAGUCAACCAGACAGCAGUGCUAGCAGUGGGCAAUCUGUAAUUGCCCAGACCCAGACUAUGCCUCAUCCAUCUGAGCCACCUGUAUGACUAGAGGCCACCACGCGGAUGUGAGGACACGCCCAGGGCUCAUGGCCGCCACAGGGCCGGCGGUCUGAGCCCUCUCCGGCACACGUGGUGCCGGAGGACCAUCCUCCCGCGUGGCAUUCGCUCAAGCCCCGAGGCCGUGAGCCAUCAUGGUCACCGGAACCACCACCAUCUCCCGUUCGUGGGCCCCAUGGUGUGCUUCCGGCAAGGCUAAGAGCUAGUCAAGAGGCCCUAGAAACUAAAGAUUGGCCCCCUCCACCCCCAGGAGUUGAAUUAGAUCAGCUUGCAGCUCCUCCUCCCCCACGCGCCUUUAUGCCUGGCACUUGGUCACCUCGGCCUGAGCAUCUACCUCUAACAGCAGCAAGCACUGUAACUGCAAGUAGAGGUGAUCCCCGAAGUCCAGGAGCAGUUGCAGCAGCUGCUGUGGCAGGUGGUGCACAAAUAAUAUAUGAUCAUCAUCCUGUGCGUCAUGCAGUUGAUUGCCCUGCUCAUAGACUGGAUAGUAAACCAGAAAGUGGGCGGACAAGUAGUCGACCUGCCAGUCGGCCAAGUAGUCGACCAGCUAGUCGGCAAGGUAGUAGAACAACUAGUCGGCCUACCAGUAGGUCAGCUAGUAGAUCUGGAAGCAGGUCAGCCAGUAGGUCUGGGCACAGAUCGGGUUACAGCUCGCCUGGAAGUGACCUGCGCUAGGGUCGCAGGUUCCUUAGGCCCUUAGCAGCCUUCUCCUCCAACGAGUCACUGCCCUAAACACGUGGUGUGCAGCAGCAGCUCCAGCUGCAGCUGAGCCUGUGGUUGUCCCUGACAGACGACUCACUCCGUUACGCUUGCCCCAGCUUUCUUCAUGUUUGUUGCCUCUAGUGAUAGCUGGAGAUGGAGGGCCCUUUGUAAUAGUUCAGCAGAUCCGUAGACAAUCGAGGGAGCAAUGUGGCGGCUGUCCUGCAAAGUGCCAUCCCACCUGUUGAACUAAAUGUGUCCAGGGUGUUGCUUCCCGCCAUUAGAUGAUUUACCACUACUGCCAUCUCCGAGACCCCAGUUAACCAUGUGGUGGACCAUCCAGGACAUGUGAGCAGUUUGAAUCAUGGUUUAUACACAUAAACUAUGCAAUACACAAAAAAUCUCAAACUAGUGUCCUGAAUGUAGAAAUCCAGUUAAUUGGAUCUUGGAUACUUGAAGUAUUGGUGUACUGUGAGUGAUACUAGUAAUCAGCUCUGCAUCCCAGAGACUUCUGUACUUUGAUCAGAGCUAGAGAUGUGUUGCAAUGAAGAUGUGAUAGUAGAGUACUGAAACAAUUUAUACCAAACUGUUUUGCAUGAAAGACAAAGUAACAGACACCAAUGUUUCCAAAAAGUGCCACAAAUAUAGAAUUAGUGGACUGAGCUCGCUCAAAUAAUGUUUAGGAAAUAUAUAAAGGAAUGAGAAAUAGUGCAGGCAAGUAAAUUCAUUUUCAGUGAUACAGAUGAUUGUAUGAGGUAUAUAGGAAUAAUAAAAGAGUAAGUGCCAGGAUGUUAAUUAUCUUGUGAGAAUUUGGUAGUACUGUAAAACCUUGAAAAAUAACAGGAUUGCCACUAGCCCUUCAAGGUAAUGUAACUUGGAGAAGUUUUGUACUGAAUAAUAAUGGUACUAGAAAGAAUGCCAGGAAGAUUAUAGACCCUGUGAGGAGGUAGUACUCUUUGAGCUAGCAGUGAUAUGCCGUCAGAGUGAACGCAACUGUGAGUGAAUCGUGUCAUACAGACACAGAACAUUACCAAGUUAAUUUUACUUGAAAUAUGCAUAAUUUACAUGAUGCUUUACAAAAGAGAAAAUUGCUUGCUAAGGAAUCUCUAGGUUUUAGAAUUUCUGAUCAAACAGUAAUAUAAAUACUUAUUAGUUACAAUGUGUUGUUGGCAUUGUUGUUUAGUCAGACUACCAGGAUCUGCAGAAGAGCAUGGAAAGGAGACAAUCGGUGAGGUGGCCAUAUGACUGCACAAACCUGCAGUGGUAUGCAGGGUGAAGCAAUACUCAUACCACUGCUCACGGGUAAGAGAUGAGAAGGGCUCAGUGCAAAAUUGCAUCCCUGUGCCACCCCACUUAUACCAUGAAGAAAUAUGUGGAGAGGCCUCGAGUAAGCACUGCCCUCAUGUGCCGACCACCACAGCUGACACAGAGAGCGGAACAGCUGCCACCACCAUCCCCUCCAAUCUCUGGCCAGUUGCGGGUGGAGGCAUGGGUGCCACCUUCCCCAUUUGGUGCUCAGUGGCUGGGUUGUUCCUAACAGGGGGUGCUGGCUGCCCUUACAGUUACUUGGCUGCCUUGGUGUGUACAGUCAGAUCUUGUUAGUUAGUAUGCUUUGUUCUUCAAUAAAAGUUAGUAUUUAAUUAAUGCAAUACAUAUUAAUGACACUGAAUCUGGAUUAAUAUUUAAUUUCACAUUACCAACUAAUAUGUAAUAAUAUGGCUUUGCUGUAUCUUGGUGGAGAGCAUAAUCAUUCUCAUCAUCAUUAUUAUUGCCACUAUUAUCACUAUUAUCACCAUCCUCAUCAUCAUCAUCAUCAUCAUCAUCUGUUGAUGUAAUCUAUGGCAGCUGCACUUGUGGUAAUCCAGUGACCCCCUGUUAGGUGGGCCUGGCGCACACUGCUAUGUAGGCUCAGCAUCAAACAUUCCUACAUUUGUAAAUCUUGAAAUAGGUUUCAUUAUGUACAUUCAGCUAUUAGAUAUUAGGGGAGGGAAUUAGUGAUUUGCAGAGUAUUAUUUGAGAACAGAAUGUGAGCAUUUGACUGCAUUUCAUAACAUAUCAUAUUCUUUUAAAUUUAUUGAUAUACUGUAAUUGAAAAGAAUUUGAUUAAAAAUAAAAUCUUACAAAUUCAGAGUCAGUGGAAAUCUAUUGAGAGAAUGAGAAUUGAUCUCCAAAACAGAGAGCAAAGUGUGCCAUAUACAAUAAUGAUAAUUUGCAAUACUAUACUUUACAGUAUACUGUACAGGUAUAUUAGCCUACAUGCUGAAAAAAGUCACAAGAUAAUUUGUCAAAAAUCCUUUACCUGUCAUGUUUUAGCCAUAAUAAAAUAUAUAUUAGCAGGGCUUUGAAAAGUUAAAGAAACAUUAAGUAUGCUAUGCAUGCAGUAUUCAAAAUACACUAUAAAUAUUUCUUAUUGCUAUCAAAACCUAAUAUUUUUUUUUUAAUCAUUGCUAAAAAAAAAAAGGAUGGCAAGUUCUGAAUAAAAUACAAAAUCUGGCAUUCACUGUCUCUGGACUUUUAAGAAUUUAUGUAUAUCAUCUUGUAUACAUAGUAUACCAAUUGAUUUAAUUAUGGAAAAAUGAGUUGUCAUUCUUUUAGAAUUUCCAGAAAGUAAAUCAAGUUAAUUUGCAUGUUAAGACAUUAACAAAUAAAUUUUCUUUAGAUAUUUUUAAUGAAAUAAAACUUUCUAUAAUAACUUGAAUGUUUGGCAAUUAAGUAUGAGCAGCACAUACAUAUAUCUAAAAGGUUAUACAGUAUAACUUAGCUUUUGCAUUAUAGUAAUAUAUAUAUAUAUGAAUGAAAGUUGGGGUUUAAAAUAGUUAGGGAAUUUUCAAAUUUAUCUUUAAUCUUUACACAGUUAUAGAUCACGCUCACCAGUUUUUACAGAGUUGCUCGACAUGUGAUACAGAAAAGUUGUUAUUCUUGAAGUUUGCUACAUUUUUUAUUGCUUUGUACGAUUAUCGCUGUCUAAAUUUACAGGAAAAAGACGAUUAAG